Truncatella angustata is the source of this 2449-nucleotide messenger RNA. RefSeq lists its product as uncharacterized. The record is from RefSeq and is a predicted model, not a curated record. The coding region runs from base 18 to 2192 and encodes 724 amino acids. Gene Ontology annotation, biological process: regulation of transcription by RNA polymerase II. Lineage: Eukaryota; Fungi; Ascomycota; Sordariomycetes; Amphisphaeriales; Sporocadaceae. Gene Ontology annotation, cellular component: nucleus. The transcript is spliced from 6 exons.
AGACGAUAGAGGUCUCUAUGUUCAAAAGAGCUUUUUCAGUAAAUUGUGCAGUCAAGAUGUCAAGCAAUUCCUACUACAAUCCUGACGAGGUCAUUCCUACUAACAGCCCCCUUUUAACAGCAGUCCGCCCACGCCUGGAACCAAGUCCAAACAUAUCUUUCCUUACUCAAAUUGGCGAAUAUAACGUCGACGACUACCAUCUCGAUGCCCCAUGGACACGCAAUUGCGCCUUUCUGGCCGUGCAACACCAUUCAUGUCCCUGGAGUCGACAACGAUGCUCCCGAGCCCCGUCGAUACUAUAUUGCUUGAUCAAUAUAGGCGGAAGGGACCCAGACAUCGCUAGGCAUGCACAGCGUGAAGCCUUACCCCCUUUAUCUUCCAGAUGGAAAGAGCAAGUUAGCGAUACCAGUCAAUCAGUUAUCCCAGGUAGCGCGCCCAGUGCCAAAUCGAUCGGGGUGUCAGACAAUAAUGCUGAAUUCGUGUCGAGUGUAUCGACGACGCAUUCUUCAUUAGACCGGGCGCCAUCUUAUAUUAAUCUAGCAACAAAAGUAGUGUUGUCACCCUGUAUUCUUUCAUCCGACUACUCUCCUCAGUCAUUGCCUUCUUCAGAGCAAGUCUUCACAAUGCGAUUGCCGGUGGCCGCUCGACGACGCUGGGGACUCCCUCUGUCCUUGAGCGGCCGCAGUAGAAACGUUACUGUUAUGUCUUGCGCAGACUCGGGCGCUGACGAUAAUUUCAUGGCGUUGGACGUAGUCCAUAGUCUUGGGCUACCCUUGAGUUCUGAGCAAGAGUACCUGAAGGAAUUCUGCAUAGCGAACGGAAAGGUCAUUAAAUCUUUGGGGAAGGUUGUAUUGCCAUGCAACUUCUCACAGGGAACCGCCUCGCCCGAUGCUCUUGCUACCUUCUUUUACGUCUUUCGGACCUUAGCUGAGCCUAUUAUCAUGGGCUUGAAAUUCCUGGAGCUCACUGAGACAUUCAGUAAACAUCGAGAUCGUCUUGUAGAACUCAGCGUGUUCGAAAAUCAGCCUCUCCGAGUUCUGUCCAUAGGUGUACCCAGGAGGAACCUCGUAUGCCUUUUGGCUGAAGAUAUAGUCUUCGCGAUUGCGGACUCGGGAUCUGAUCUUGAUUUUGUUAGUGAGAAGUAUGCCUCUUCUCGUAAUCUCACAAUUAUUCCUAAUCAGGAGAGGAUCAUGUUUGCGGAUGGCACCAUCGAGACCACUUCUGGUGUAACGAGACUACCAUUAUUGGUUCAAGGCCUGGAUACGGAUGACGCUUCAAACGAUUCGAAGAGCUCAGUCACGCUCUCAAGAGAGUUUCACAUCUUUAACGGUCUUGUCCACGAUGUUUUGAUUGGUCACGCAACAAUUGAGAAGCUACAGGUAUUUACACGUUUUAAUUCGUCGCUGUUGCCCGGAUUUGGACUCGCGGACCUCUUGAGUUUAAACAUAAUUCGGCACCUGAAAAAGGUUCCGACGCUCAAAAAGAUCACGAAAGUUGUUUGGCGUCGCCUCUUGCGCCAUCAUGGACCAGCCCAGAACGCGCCGCUAACCCAUUAUAACGAUGAUGAUGAUCAACGCGAAAACGCCCGGCGGUCUGCGGAAUUUGAGCGCAUCGAAGCACUUAAUGAUCCUGCUGAGGUUGCUCGAGCUCGAGCAAAAGAGGACAGUCGCCAUAAAGAGUAUCUGCAGUCCAGAUUUGCAAUGAAUACACUGAACUACAUUAGCAACCGGUCGGCAUCACCAGCCUGGUCCACAACAGCCGAUAGUGGUAGGUCGCUGCAUUUUCCAGGGACUUUCGUAUGCAAAUUCUCUGGAUGUGAAGCACCACCGUUUCAGACACAGUACCUUUUGGAUUACUAUACAUCUGUCCAUUCAUCAACGAGGCCACACUAUUGUCCAGUAAGAGGCUGUCCUCGAGCUAAAGGCGGCAAAGAAUUCAAACAAAAGAGAGAAAUGAUCCGUCAUGGACUUGUCCACCAUUCACCUGACUACAUAUGUCCGUUUUGUCCAGACCGUGAGCACAAGUUCGCUCGACUGGAUAAUCUGCAUCGUCAUGUUCGAGUUCAUCAUGUCGACAAGGAUACAGGUCACCAUCUGCUUCGGGGGGUAUUACUCGUACCAUUCAGACCACCCCGACAAUUGAGCGCACCCUCCCCCGACGAUUUGACCAUAACAAGUCAACAAUUAAAUUGACUAUGUUGCCAAAGUGAAAUCAUGCAGUUCAGUCAUUAUUAAUACAAGCUUGUACUAUUGCGCACGAGAUUCACAAUGAAAUAACAAAGCACAAGCAAAAACAUGGGUAGAUUAAUCUUUUUGGCCCUAUUUGAUUUUGCCGAACGAUCCUUUGGCCUACGGUGCGAGGGGAGGGGUUAAGAGAACUCACUUCUCUGGGAUACUAGUCAUUCAAUGAUAGGUACUAUUAUGGGGUGCGAAAGAAUGACAUAUUAGAG